AUGUAUUCGGUAAUAGAGACUCCUCCAAGAGCAAGGUCAAAUUUAAUUGGUAGUUCAAGAAUUCCAAAAACACCUUCAAAAAGGUAUAGGCUGAAUAGAUUUCAAAGGAAUAAAUUUGAUACUUUGACACCAUCAAAAUCUUCCUUUAAUCUGAAUGCCAACCUAUAUUCAACAUCAUCAAAUAUUUACCAAGGGAAUGUCGGAACUGAUUAUUUGCCUAUCAAAUCAGGAUCUGAAUUUUUAUUUUCAAAUAAUACAAAUAAUAAUGAAAUCUAUGAUGCCUAUUGGUACCAUUCGGUUUCCAAUUCUAGUGGGAUAAUGUUUAAUCAAUAUAUGGACCCAAAUGAAGCAAUUCCGUAUAGACAAUUAGAUUAUUCGAAUUUUCAAUAUGAGUUUCCAUUCAUUAACAGCGACCAAUACUUUGAAAAUAUGACAUUUAUGUCAUCUCAAAUAAAUCAUAUAGAAACAGAUUGUAGGUUUAAUGGUUAUUUAUCAAAGCCCAAAUUAGUAAAUUCAAGAAAAUUAAAAAAGCUUAAUAGAGUUAGCCCCAAGAAGCCAAUUCUAAAGUUAACAAAGUCAUUAAAUCUAAUUGUGGAAUCUUCGAAGGGUACUAUUGAAGAUGCAACUUUAUUUGCUACUGAAAUUAACAAACGUACUGGAUUAUAUGGAAGCAAAUUACCAACAAUUUCUGAUGAACAUCAACAAGUUAUAGUGCCCAUAACUGUCACUAAAGAAGAUAGGGACAAUGAAUUAAGGAGAUUGCAUUUAUUCAUAGAGGAUACUAGUAAUCAAAUGGAUGAAACUACUGAUGAAAAUAUCAGGGUUGGUGAAGAUGGGUAUAUUGAAUCUUAUACAGCAAUUAUUAGGGGACAAAGAUUUGAAUUACUAAAUCAAAAAGAUUUAAGUGACAGAGUUGAUGGAAAUAUGAAAGUAUUAAAAUGGUCUGAGACCAUAAGGCAAGGUUAG
Molecule: messenger RNA, 966 nt
Organism: Vanderwaltozyma polyspora DSM 70294
Lineage: Eukaryota; Fungi; Ascomycota; Saccharomycetes; Saccharomycetales; Saccharomycetaceae
Exons: 1
Coding region: 1-966 (321 amino acids)
Source: RefSeq, a predicted model, not a curated record